Molecule: messenger RNA, 8199 nt
Organism: Ostrea edulis (European flat oyster)
Lineage: Eukaryota; Metazoa; Mollusca; Bivalvia; Ostreida; Ostreidae
Product: glypican-6-like
Exons: 8
Coding region: 3518-5542 (674 amino acids)
Biological process (GO): regulation of protein localization to membrane; cell migration; regulation of signal transduction
Cellular component (GO): plasma membrane; extracellular region; synapse
Source: RefSeq, a predicted model, not a curated record
CGUUAAUUUUCUCUAGAUUUCGAUUUGCGAAAUAUAUUAAAUUAAGCAAUUUUUUUUUUUCGGUAGCAGGGCAACACUAAAUUAUAUCAAAAUGCUAUUAACGUUCCAUUUGCAAUGAUUCAAUUUUUUACCCAUACAAAGUCAUGGGCAUUUUGGUUUCGUCGUGUCUGUCUUCAACUAUAACUUUUGAACGGGGACUGAUAUACCUUUCAUAUUUUAGGUAUGCAUUCCUUUUGACGUUCCCAAAGUUUAUGACCUUGAACAUGUAACUGUGACCUUGGAAUUUUACCUUCUUUUAAGAAAAGAAAUAUAUCAAAAUCAAAAUAUGUCUUGAACUAUUUAAUUAAGGCUUUCAUAUUUUGUAUAUAUAGAAUAUCUAGACAUAUAUAAAGAAGGAGAGGAGAAGUCGUCAUAGAAGUUGGCUCAUAAUUGUCUAAAAUUCUUGACAUGCAAGCAUGAAAAUAAAUAGAUAAAAAUAUAUACUAGAAAGAUCUAUUUCCUACGAAAGCUCAUUGAGCUCAUUUUCGUAGCUGAUAAAAGAUUCGCGUUAUAGCACGAAAUAUUCGCGAAUAAACGCGUAAUUUCGCGUUAUAUAUAACAAGAAAUAUUCUAUAAAUAUAGUUAUGUAAAACAGGAACCCGUAAUUAGUACAAUGAACGAAGACUGAGGUUUAUGCAUUUAUAUGUAACCUUAAAGUACAGAACUCUAAACACAAGAUAACACGUCUGUCUCGUUUUACACACGAAUAUUUCUGAACGUUUGGCAAAUAUGUUAUUGAAAGUUUUAUUGCAUGCCAAGUAGAAUUCAUAUCAAGAUUUAUACCAGCGUUGCUUAGUCAACAACAGCUUUUAAUACGGAUGCAUAAAAUUUCGUCAAUUGAAAUCAAGCCUUAGAAUGUCAUAGAAUUUCAAAGAAUAAUUGAAUUAUCAACCAAAACGUAUAAUUAACAAAUUAUUUAACUUAUUAUCUCGAUCGAUUAUUUUUUAUCAGCUACGAAAAAGAGCUCAAUGGGAUUUCGUAAUUUCCCAUUGUCCAAACUUCAAAAUUCUAAAUGGGGAGAAGGUUGGCUGGUUCAUCAUAGGUUCAAUUCAUCAUCAUUUCAAGCUUACAUCUUUACAAUAAAAUUACAAUUUUUAUGCUCCCCUUCAAAGAAGAGUGGCAUGUUGCUUUGCACCUGUCGGUUGGUCGGUCGGUCGGUUGGUCAGUCGGUCGGUCGGUCGGUCGGUAGACCACAUGUUGUCCGCUCAAUAUCUUGAGAACCAUUCACUUGAUCGUAAUGGUAUUUCAAAUGUGGGUUGGUUGUGAGCAGAAGAGAACCUCUUUUGUUUUUCAGGUCAAAGGUUAAUCUACUCUGGACAUAGGAAGACACUGUCCGCUCAAUAUCUUGAGAACCCUUUGCUUGACAGACAUUAAACUUGGUACACUGGCACAUACUAAGGAGUAGAUGACCCCUAUUGAUUUUGAGGUCACAUGGCCAUAGGUCAAGAGUCAAACUGGACAUAAGAAUAUACUGUUUGCUCAAUAAUUUGAGAACCCAUUGCUUGACAGACAUCAAACUUGAUACACUGGUACAUCUUCAGGAGAAGAUUACCCCUAUUGAUUUUAAGGUCACAUGGUCAAAGUCAAGGGUCAAACUGGACAUAGGAAUAUACUGUUCGCUCAAUAUCUUGAGAACCCAUUGCUUAACAGACAUCAAACUUGGUACACUGGUACAUCUUCAGGAGAAAUUAUCCCUUUUGAUUUUGAGGUCAUGUGGUCAAGGGUCAAACUGGACAUAGGAGUAUAUUGUCAUCUAUAUUUUAAGAAUUAUUUGCUUGAUUGACACCAAACUUGGUACACUGGUACAUCAUAAGGAGUAGACGAUUCCUAUUGAUUUUUAGGUCACAUGGUCAAUCCACUCCUGGCAUAGGAAGAUAUUGUCUGCUCAAUAUUUUGAAUUGGUGACACUACUAUCAAUCAAAUGAUGCAUGUGUGUAACCCUUUUCAAUUUUGCACCAAGGGGACAUAUAUGUUUUACAAACAUUUCUUGUCAAAUUAAUGUUAAGUAGCACAACAAUCGGCGGGUGUCACCCCCCCCCCCCCCCUCGCUCUACGUGCCUGAAAGACGUAUUAACGAAGACCCCCCUCCCCAAUACAGGGGCGGAUCCAAGAAUUGCUGUUAGAGGCGCAACUUUAUGAGGCAGGGAGUCUGGGGCCGCCUUGAGGCCCCCAGUGAGUCCAGGGCAAAACCCUGGUGGAGGUCCCGGAAGCUCCUGAAUUUUACAGAUUUUAAAGGGCUUCAAAUAUGUCUCCUAUAUAGUAAUUUUUACUACUUUCUGUCAUGUUUGAUAGAGGGAAAUGAAUAAAAUGACGCAAAUUUUAGGGUUUUAAUAGAAAAAAAAAAGUUAGUUCUAAUAAAAGUAAUUCAAUAAAUCAAAAGACUUUGUCAUUUAUUGCUGUGAGAGUGGAAGAAAUUAUUGCUUCUUUUAUCGUUUACAUUUUUCUGAACAAGAGACCACGAUUUACCUUAGAUUUGAUUUUUUUUUUAAAUCCACCACUACAAUGUAUUACAAAGUGUUAAAGGCGGAAAUGAUAAUUUUUAAAUCAUUUGUGAUGUCUCCAGUUAUAUCAUUGAUUUUUAUUUGUAAUAUAGUAAUAUAGGAUGUUAAUUUCAAAUAAAUUCGGGUCCACUGCCAGGAAAUAUAUUACAUAACAUAUUUACAGAAUUUGGAAAGAAGAUAGUAGGCCUGCAUAUAAAUAAAAUUUACACAAUGGAGGUUUAUAAAAAUUCAUACUAAUACUUCGUGCAUCUCAAUCUAAAAGUCGCAUGAGACCUUUUCAAUGUUGAAUAAGUAUUUUUCAUUUCUUUUAUAGUGUACUGCAACUCUAUCUCAUCUGUAUUAAAUUCAUGUACGUUUCCCGUCACCAAGUACACUCGUGGGUGGUCAGCCAGAGUAGGCUUUCAUGACUAGCUGGAAGUAUUUGGCUUGGCCUAUCAAUGAAUGAGAGCGAGAACAUGCACUUAGUAUUCAUUGGAUACAUGUGUAAAAAGAUAAACCAAUAGAAAAUUGUCUUACAUCCGGUUAUUGGAAAUUAUCUUUAACGCCCUUGAAGUACGAUAUUGAAAUCAUUCUUGUUUCAAUUUUUUUUUUAAUUCAUGUAAUGUUUGGAAAUUAUCAAAGUGUUUUGUGAUAUUCUAAAGGUUCUAAAAGCACGAAAAUGGUUUAGUAAGGCCAUAAUUACCAAUGAAAAUCCGAAACUAAAGUCGGCUGUUCUAUUAGCACCCCCGUUCAUUGUGAGUGUAAACACACACAUGCCGAGAUUAUUGGUAGAACGGAUGACGUGAAAAAACCUUUCUUUUUCGUUGGGGAUUAAUUUAUUGGAAUAUGUAAAGAGGGAAAAUGAAUAAUGUUAUAUUUCGAGAAGUAAUAUUUGGAUUUUUUGUUUAUAGUUAGGCCGAAGUUAUUUUUAACUCGACUUUGUUUGAACAAUCGGUGAAAUUCCAACCAGCGGUGGAUUACUUCCAACUUCACAGAAAAUGGCCGACAUUCGAAGACAAGGGGCCGUACAAUUUUGGUUAACAUUGUGUAUAUUUUUUGUUUUGUUCAUGCUUGGCCAUUGUACUCUUGAUCUAGCCUGCAUAGAAGUCAAGAAAGCUUACACGGAGAAAGGUUUAAAUGAAAAUGAAGUUCCCAUUCAAGCGAUUUCAGGAGAUCAUUUAGAGGUCUGUCCUCAUGGAUCAACCUGCUGUACAAGAGAUAUGGAGUCCAAACUGAAAUCUUUAAGUGCCAGGGAAUAUUCUAAAAUUAUAGGAGAUGCUUUUAGAUAUGCCAAAAAUACAUUUGUUACAAGAACUAGAAAAUUUGAUGAAUUCUUCACGGCCCUAUUAGACAAAUCAAAAGCAGAUUUGCAUUCAAUGUUUGUGAAAACAUAUGGAUUACUGUACCAGCAAAAUUCACAUGUAUUUACAAGUUUAUUUCAAGACUUACGGAGCUAUUAUAAGGGCAAAGACAUGAGUCUAACCAGCGCGUUAGAACACUUUUUCAAAAGAUUGUUUAGCAAAAUGUUCGAGUUGCUAUCUGUUCCACACAAAUUUUCGGAUCAAUACUUAAACUGUGUCACAAGUCAGAUGGAAAACUUGAAGCCAUUCGGAGAUGUUCCAGGAAAACUAUCUACGCAGGUUAAAAGGUCAUUUGUUGCUGCUCGUACAUUUGUGCAGGGCCUUGCUAUUGGUCGGGAUGUGAUUAUGGAAGUACUAAAGAUUCCACCCACUGAAGCCUGUAAUAGAGCGCUGAUGAAGAUGAUGUACUGCCCCCACUGCCGAGGACUGACCCAGACCAAGCCUUGCAACAACUACUGUCUGAAUACAAUGAAGGGGUGCCUGGCCUAUCAUUCAGAGCUGAACGAACUUUGGAAUGAUUAUAUUGAGGCUAUGAAGCAGUUGGCAAGUCGUCUUGAGGGGCCAUUCAACAUUGAAUCUGUGGUAGACCCAAUUGAUGUCAAAAUAUCGGAUGCCAUCAUGACACUUCAAGAAAACAGUCCAACUGUCAAAGAUCAGGUUCAUAAUGGAUGUGGGCGACCUAAUCCCCAAAAUAUCAAACACAAGCGUGCAGCCCCUAAAGAACCCCAAGGGGAUGCUGCAGCCAAAGCCGACCCUAAGACUGCCCUCCCAGGUUCCGGUGACAAAGAUUCUGGGUCCUAUAGUCAGUAUGAUGAGUUCUCACUAGGCAAAUACUCUGGUCCUGGUGACCAAGACAAAGCGGUGCGACCCACUACUGCAGCGGGAACCAGUUUAGAUCGCCUGGUGAAGGACAUAAAGGAGAAGGUCCGUGUUGCUAAGGAUUUCUGGGUACAGUUGCCAUACACAGUAUGUAACAACGACCAGAUCGCAGCACAGCCAGGGAAUGAUACUGACUGCUGGAAUGGCAAAGAUAGAGCUCGGUAUGACACACUCGUACAACAAGAUGGCAUUAUGCACCAGAUCAACAACCCAGAGGUUGAAGUCAAUGUAAAUGAGGCCAAUUACAUCAUUGAGCAGCAAAAAAUCCAGCUUAAAAUAAUUACAGGCAAACUGAACAAUGCAUUCAAGGGCGAGGAAGUCACAUGGGUCAAAACAGAAAUUCCAGACAUAUACGGUACCGGAUUUGUUGGUGGCAGUGGAGAUGAUGGGUACAGUGGGAGUGGUGCUCACGACUUGGGUGGUUCAGGAGGGGGGAGUGGAUACAUUGCGAACAGCGGGGAUGGGUCAGAUGGGGAUGAUGAGGACUUCUACCCUCCCAAGUCUUCAGGUAACCAAGGCAACAUGAAUAACUACAAACCACCACAAGUACAGGGCAGUGGUGAUCGUCAUCAUCAUCAUCAUCAUGGCAAAGGUAAUGGUGACAAGGUGAACAUUGUGCCAGAAGGGAAUGAUCCUGUAUAUAAUGUGGGGAGAGUUUCCCCCAGUCCACCACCUUCUAGAGGUCCAAGGAAACCAGAAAAUGGUGGAAUGGCUCCAUCUGUGUCAUGGUGGUGCUUAUCUGUUGUGCUCAUCUUCAAGACUGUGCAGAUCAUCCUGAGUUGAACAUAUUCAUCAAACACACAUGUGAUUAUUAAGACUGGCAAAGGAAAAAAAAAUCAUUGUAUAGAUUGUGUAUAUAUUUAUGAUAUGAUUAUAUCCGUAAUCACAUUAAAUGUAUAACAAAUCAGAGAGGGAAAAAAAAUUACAAAAUUAUUUUUUUCAUUGAAAAUAUGAAUGGCCAGACAAGAGAUAUAACAAAAAAGUUCUGUUGCAACUUGGGCUGGUGCAUUUGAGCAAGUGAUGUGAUAAAUUGAAAUUCUUGUACAAAACUCUCCAGAUGGAGAGUCCAAGCAGAUGGUCAGGUGCCAUAUGCUUCUUCAAACAAACCCUUAAAAAUUCAUUUAGACUGAACAGUCAGAACUGCAAAAUGUUUGAAGAAGGAAAUACAGUUUGUAGUGACCUCAUUUAACUGAGUACAAACAUUAAACUGAGCACAAACAUUAAACUGAGCACAAAGACAGAUAGUUGGAGUAUAGUUGUAUGCUAUCAUACAAACAGAUCUGUGUAUAAUGUGAUUUCUACAGUGAUAUCAUCCGAGGCCAAAGACACAUGAAUGAAAGCCAGCUGUAGGACAGCUGCUGUAACAUCAAGUGCUAUUGUAGAGGGUAAAGUCUAACAUAGACUGAUGUUUAUCAUGUUUCGGAUGUAUAGAAAGUGGAAAGUUAACAUACCUCUGAUUUGCAUUGUUUUGUUUCUCUUUGAUUCAUGUGUAUUAAAAGUGUGUAUAAAUAUAUGUAUUCAUUGUAUUAGUUAUGAUGUUGACAUUUUGAUUAUUUUAGCGUAUAAUCUGAUUAUGUUCAGAACUCUGAUGGAUAAAAAGAGAGGCAAGGAUUGGGAUUUGUUGAAUCACAGUAAUCAAAAAUUAGAAUGUAACUGUCGUUAUUUUCAGUAUUUUAAUUGACCAUUAUUUUACAAUGAAAAUUUGUUCACAUUUUUUUUAAAAUGCUGUCACACAACAACAAACCUCAUGUAUAUUAUAGCAAUGUUUUUUUUUCUAUCUCUCUCUUUUUGCCGCAGUCACAGUGCAACUGUACCAAGAAAGUAAAUGUUCCAUAACAUGAAUGGAAGCAUUCUUUGCUAUGAUAUUCUACUGCAUGUUUUAUUUAGCUCAGGGGAUUCUAGCGAUUACUAACUUUUCUCUCAAGCAGCAUUGGUUGUUUUUUUUUUUUCAUUUUGUCAGUUUGUUUUAAACUUGUACUUAAAUGAUUAUAUCUUGUAUGUUUUAACUUGUUUGUUAAGAUUGAUUUCUAACUUUUUUAACAAUUUUCAUUACACUUAAUGUAAAAUCAAAAUGUGACCAUAACUAAAUAAUGGAUUGAUUUAACAACAAAUAUGAAAAUCUCUUUGCAUGUCUUUACUUAAUUUGUACAUAAAUAAUCUUUGUACAAAAUUUAAAAAAAAAACAAACAAAAAAACCCCAAAAAAUCUUCAAUUUGUGCUCUGAUUUUAGUGUUAAUUUAUUCAAGCUUUGUACAUUUUUGCUGUCCACCCAUUUUUAGAAUAGAUGAUUUUCAAACUGAAAUUCCUUUGUGUCAGUGCAAACUAAUAUUGCCAUUUAUAUAUUAAUGUACUGAGCAGAGCGUGAUAUUGUACUUGGAGACAAUAUUCUUACACACCAAAGAACUGUUUAGUACAACAUCUCAUGCAUAUUUAGCCAUUUUAUUGUUUGCAUACCCAGAGAAAUAUUGUAACCUUAUUUGAACAUGGACAUAUCCUUCGACAAAGUUGUAUUUUAUAUACGUACUAUAACACAUCAAGGUGCUGUGGUCAUUUUUUUCCUCUGUUGUAUUUGUUGUGUGAGGCUUCUAGAAUAGAACAUACUGGGGGCUGAAGGUAUUGGGAUGUGACAUCACCCCUAGACCACGAUCUACAGACAUCUUACAAUUUUGAUUUAUUUCCAACACUUAUCAAGUUCAGUGCCUUCCAAUAUCCCAGUUAUGUACUAGACUAUAACAAAGCUGUCGUGUCAUAUUCUUUCUACCUGUGCAUAAUCCAUGUUCACUUCCGUAGAAAAAAAUUAAUUCAUGGGUAUUUUUCAACUGUUGAUACUAAAUUUAAAAAUGGAACAGAUUACAAAAUAUGUAUUUUGUUUCCAUAAGUACUGGUACUUAUAAAAAAUAUAAGUUAUUUGUUGGACAGAGAUGAAUAUUCAGCAUUAGGACUUCUGUUGAUAGAAAUCCAGCAAUGUCCAUUUGUGGCAUAGAUUUAGAUGUCUCCAUGUAUUUUUAAGGUAUUAUGAAGUGUUUUGUUGGGACUGGCAUAUUCCCAAUCAGUAUGUAUCAGAAAUGUAUACUUAAAAAAAUUUCACAUGAAGAUAAAACUGCAUUUAUAAAGAUUUAUGUGCAUAAACUUUUAUCACAAAUUUAGAUUUUAGAAACUUUUAUUUUAAAGUGGAAAAGUUGAAAAAUUGGAUUUUUUAAAAGUUCUUUUUAUUAAUUCAUUUUUGGUAAUUCUUAAUUUCUACAAUUUUACAUGUAAAAUGUUUGCACAGCCAGUUAGCUAAUGUUUGUGUUGCUUUCAUUGUCAUUCUCAUCCUUAUCAUCAUUGCUCAUCUAAUCAUCUCUUUAUUGCAGACAUUUUAGUGACAUUGUCAAUGUUUUUGUUCUUUGAUAGUAUCAUACAAAAUUAUUUUACUGGAAUAAAAAUUGUAUACAUAAUAA